Molecule: messenger RNA, 870 nt
Organism: Meloidogyne enterolobii
Lineage: Eukaryota; Metazoa; Nematoda; Chromadorea; Rhabditida; Meloidogynidae
Source: the annotation of a GenBank genome assembly
AUGAGGAUUGUUACUAUAAUUCGAAGAGCAAAUUUUGAAAUACGGUAUAAUGAUUAUGUUGAAUAUUUACAAUCUGCUGUUGAUGAAUUAAAUAAAGUUGGAGUUAAUUUAUAUGCAAUAUCAUUACAAAGUGAACCUGAUUUUUCACCAUCAUAUGUAUCAAUUAAAUGGUCACCAAAACAAAUUGCAGCUUUUUUAAAAUCGUAUUCUAGAAAAAUUAAAGGACCGAAAAUUAUGGCACCCGAAUGUGCUCAUUUUAUACCUGAAUAUAAUGAUGCUAUUUUGAAUGAUCCUGAUGUAGCUAAAGGAGUUGAUAUAAUAGCUUGGCAUAUGUAUGGAAUGCAACUAGUAUCACAAACAAAAGCUCAAAAAAUGGGAAAAUCAGCUUGGAUGACAGAAAAGACAAAUGAUGGAAAUGAUUGGAAAAGUUUUAUGGAAACAGCAAAAGAUAUACAUGAUUGCAUGACUAUAGCAAAUUAUAAUGCUUAUGUUUAUUUUUGGUUUAAAGAUCCAAAAUAUGUUUCAAUUAUUGAUAAUAAUUAUGAAAUAACAUCAAGAGGAUAUAUAUUAGGACAAUAUGCAAAAUAUAUAAGACCAGGAUAUUUUAGAAUUAAUGCUACUGAAAAUCCAACAACAAAUAUUUAUGUUAGUGCAUAUAAAGGAAAAGGAAAAGUUAUAAUUGUUGCAAUUAAUAUUGGAUGGCCUGAUAAAAAUCAACAAUUUUCUAUUAAAGGAAUUAAAGCAUUUACUCCUAUUAUUACUGCUACAAAUAAAAAUAUGAUAAAUGGAACAAAGAUUUUAGUUAAAAAUGAAAGUUUUAAUUAUUUACUUCCAGAAUUGAGUGUUGUUACUUUUGUUUCCGUUAAUUAA